UUUUGUUUUUAGCCAGUGCAUCUUUAAAAUGCAGAAAUUUGAAUCUCGGAUCCAAUACAUUAGCUAACGCCAGAACUGAAUUAAAUUCAAGUUUGUCAAAUCUCUUAUUCAUGCUCUUUUGCAGUUCACUUUUUAGCUCCCCUACAAUUGCGUCUUGAGCUGAAAAUUUUAUCAGAGCUUCAGUUAAACAGCUUACUAAAGGUAUAACCUUGCUGAUGGUAACGUAGGUAUCAGCCGAAAUCUCCCUGGUCACAAUUUCAAAACACUUUAAUAAUUCAAUCACCUCCUUAACCCAUUAAUGACAACGUCUGAUGUAUCAUACGCAAAAAGAGCUUUUUUUAAAAAUUCGUCAAAAAUCCGAAAUGAAAUAAAAGCUUUUUAUAUUUGCAGUGUGAGCGAGAUAAAAGGAUUGUUGCAUUAGAAAAGCUUUUUAAUUGUCGCUUAAAGCUCAUUUGUUUACAAUUUACGUAGCAUUUUUCGGAAAAGUGAAUAAUGACUCGAAGACAAGCAACAACUGAGGAGAUAGUUGGAUGGCUCCAAGAUUUAAAUGAAGAUGAUGAUGCAGAGAUUAUAGAAAACAUCAAUAAUGCCAAUUUUAUUGAUGUGACUUUGCUCCCCCCCGAAGAACAGGAGUUAUCCGAUUGCGAUGACGCAGAUGAAGACGAUGAAGGUACACUGGGUGAUUUGGGUCGUGGAGUUCUUAAAAGGGCAUGUGAAAUAAGAAUUGAUAACUCAGAAGUGGAGGAGCCACAGUUUCUAAAUGAAGCGAGCAGUUCACUAGCCCCACGUACAAGGACUUCAACUCAAAGGAAAACUAAAAAAAAGAAGAUUUGCCGAAAAUGGUCCAAGAUAGUACUAAAAGCAAGUGAAUGUUCUAUCACAGCAAUACGCGAGCAUACUCCGGACAUUGUAGCAGAUAUUUUGGAAAAUGAUUUAAGUCCAAUACAACUUUUUAAAAGAAUUUUUGAUAGCGAAUUUAUGGAAUGUAUACAAUCAGAGACUGUUAAGUACGCCAUAAACAAAGGAGAUGAAGCUUUCACCGUAAGUCUUGAGGAGUUAUACACAUAUUUCGGCAUCCUUAUACUAAGUGGAUACAACAAGGUUCCAGCUACUCGCAUGUACUGGGAGACAGAAAGUGAUGUGUACAAUCAUUUAGUGGCAGGUUCAAUGGCGAGGAAUAAGUUUGAAAAAAUACAUCGCUACCUUCAUUUCAAUGAUAAUACACAAAUUGAUUCGAAUAAUAAGGCGUUCAAAGUUCAGCCUGUUCUUGAUCAUUUAAAUACAAAGUUUAAAGAGCUUGGAAAACCCUUUGGAACUUCAUUUUCUGUAGACGAAUCGAUGGAGCCGUAUUUUGGUAAGCAUUCUUUCAAGCAGUUUAUACGAGGAAAACCAAUUCGCUAUGGAUACAAAAUUUGGUGUAUGACUACUUCAGAAGGAUAUUUGUUGAACUUCGAUUUGUACACCGGAAAAAGCAUGAUUCGAUCUAAUGAGCCCUUAGGUUUAUCUGUCACAAAAAGUUUAUGUUAUGACAUAGUUCCCGAACACAGCACUGUAUUUCUAGAUAACUAUUUCAAUAGUUUUAAAUUAUUAGAAGAGUUUGAUAAGAAAAAUAUAACAGUGGUGGGAACGAUUCGCUCGGACCGUAUUGAAAAUGCUCCUUUGAGCAGCAUGAAAAGAGAACUCUACGUGGUACUUGUGAAGCACUAAAAUCUAAAAAUAUUACCCUAGUUAGGUGGAAUGAUAACAAUAAUGUCACCAUUGCAACAAAUUGUAAAAACGACAACAUAACGACAACAACCGGAUUAUGCAAAAGAUAUGAUCGACAACAGAAACGGAGACAAGACGUAAAGCAAACAGUCAUUGUCAAGGAGUAUAAUUCGGGAAUGGGUGGAGUCAAUCUCUUUGACCAGCAAAGGGCAGCGUACCGAACUCGGAUUCGGUCAAGAAAAUGGUAUUGGGCCAUUUUCAGAUUUUGCUAAAAUGGUGCCGUUGUAAAUUUAUGGAUAUUAUUUCGGAAAGCUUAUCCACAAGUUACUCUUCUCUUGAACAUACUUUCAAAGCCAAUAGAUUUUCAUCCAUUCUCAUCACGAAAGAGAAAACGAGAAAACGAAACUAGAUACGACGGAGUCGAGCACUACGUAAAUUACUCAAAAACUCAGCGCCGAUGCAAAAAUUGUGGAAAGUGUACGAAAUUUAUAUGCAUGAAAUGUAAUUUUGGCUUGCACCCAGAUAACUGUUUCUACAAUUAUCAUGUAAACUGAGUCAGCAACUGAAUCUGAAAACAAACAGUGAAUAUGUCAUUAAAUAUAUAAAUACGAUGUCAAUUUGAACUCAAAAGUUUUAGUGAUGUUUACAUUUUAUUUUCAUAGAGGCAGGUCUCCGUAUACGUUUAUGUAUGAUAUAUCAUACGCUCCGCCGCGCCUACAUCUUUUAAGAUAUUUUUUUGAAAAUUGGAAAUUACCCUUUUAAUAUCAUUACAGACGUCUGCUUAAAAUUUCUGUAGCUUAUCAUAGCGGGUUUUAGGUGUGAGCAGUAAUGGGUUAAUUUUGUUCAGUUCGGAGGCAUUAACCAUAGAGGGUGCUUCUGGGCAAGUGAGCAGUACUUCACUUAAAAUAGGGACUAACUGGAUAAAUCCUUUUCAUUGGGGGUGUUUUUUUUUACGUGGCGGGUCCCAAACCCAGCGCACAACCCUACGCAAGGAAUGUUUCGCCUUCUCACUUUAGCUCGCCUUCAAACGGAUGUUCUUAUGCUACCCAGAGGAUACUUGGUCAAAGCCCGGAAGUCGUGAGCUGCUUGAGUCAUAUGUAAAAGAAUCGUUUCUGGCCACUCCCAAGUGAAUAACGGAUGUGAGUGCUUGGAGCGCACUUAUGAGAGAUGCCCCCGCCACGAUGUCAAAAUCGUGCUUGGCGACUUCAACGCCAGGGUGGGCAAAGAAGGUAUCUUUGGCACUACGGUCGGUAAAUUCAGCCUCCACAAAGAAACAUCCACAAAUGGGUUGAGGCUGAUCGACUUCGCCGGGGCCCGAAAUAUGGUUAUCUGUAGUACUAGAUUCCAGCAUAAGAAGAUACAUCAAGCUACCUGGCUGUCUCCGGAUCGAAAAACCACCAACCAGAUCGAUCAUGUUGUGAUAGAUGAAAGACACGUCUCCAGUGUUUUAUUUGUGCUUCGAGGUCCUAACAUCGACUCGGAUCACACUCUUGUUGCAGCCAAGAUUCGCACCCCCCUCUGUGCAGCAAAAAAACGCUAACAAACACAAGGAAGGCUCGACGUCGGGAAGAUGCAAUCACAACAAAUAUUGAAUCAUUAUCAGUUACACAAGCAGAAACUUUAUUUAUGGAAACGUUCCUUUCGUUGAAAAGUUUAAACAUAGUUUCUUCUAAAUAAGCUGCUGUAUGACUUUCGUGCAGUUCGAUUACUCCUAACGUCCCACUCAACAAACAUAAAUUGUCUAAAAAAUGAAUUGUUACCCCAAGGAACGGCUGAUUUUUCAAUGUCUCCAUCCAUAUGUCAUACGUUAGGCAAUAACUGUCGCACUUACGAAUGUACUCUUUGAAAAAAGAAGACAGCGCUUCAUAUUUUUCAUCCACUCGUAAUUUAAUUGUUUCUGCUCUUGGAACUUUAAAACGGAACCAGUUCUUUCACUUCCUGCAGAAAACCUUUUCCUUCUACACUGGAAAAUGGCUUGUUGUCCAUUAUAAUAUAUUUCACAAUUGCUUCAGUAAUUUUCCUUGAUUUAGGGCCAUCUUAGUAAGAAAUACUUUUGACCUUCUCAAAAAAGUCUUUCACAUUAGGUUGGAUCAGCGCUGGCAACUGAUCCGAUUUAUUUUGCAGUACUGACGGUGUACAUGAACUAGGAGAUGAUUCAAUACAUGCAGUUUUCUUAUUACUAUUGUCGGAUAAUUCACUUGACGCUGUUGUCCCAGCGGUUGGUGAUGUGUUAAUUAUUUCAGAAAUUUUUCGCUGUUUUGAUUCCGAGUGCGGCGUAGUUUUGGAGGAGCAUUCUGCAUUAUCAACUUAAUCGAGUAAUACCUUUUUAUGUAUGUCCUCAACGUGACAGCGAAGAUUCGACGUGUUAGCUGACGUUUUUAAAUUCUUGUUGCAGGAGUUUUGCAUGUGGCGGAAGCAUCUGAAUUCCAGACCUUGCUUUUUAAUUUUGAGGGCAGCUUUUUGAAUCUGAAAUAUCAUGUACAUAUUUAACGUCUAACACAAUUAUUUACAUAUAUUCUAUAUUCACUACACCUGUAAUAAAGUUGUGAUUGACAGCAGAUGAAUUCGAAACAAAACUUAUAAUGUAUUAAACGCUCAAAAACAACUUCUAACACACGUAGCAUGUAAUAGACUAUCACACAAAAUGUAUUUUCGAUUUUUUGUAAAACUUAUUUCGCAUUAAUUCAUAAUUAUUAGUAUUAUUCAAGUGCACAUUCAACCAACGAAUUCUCCAUAUUUUACAACAAAACACAUGACAGUUUGCUAAAGCGUUUCGAAGCAGAGUAAAAUUUGAAAAAACAUCGAUCCAGGCAACAUCGAUGCAUCGUUUGCAUCCCUACCAGAAACGUGUUCUGCUGUUAAAAAAUAAUUUAAUUUAAUUUACUCAUAAAAGAACACAAUACUUAAAUAUUGAUUUGUGGGAAGAAUUGUGAGAAGAAUUGUGAGACAUACAGUAUAUAGUACGUAUACAUACAUAUUUUAUUCGUAACUACAUAGUUUGUUAUAUAUACAUAUUGGGUUGUCAAAAAAGUCUCGCGUUAUUUUUAUUGAAUUCUCUUUUAUUGAAAUUAUAAUGAAUUUUUGAUGACUCAUGCCCAGCUCUUGACCGGCCUUCCGGAACGUAGCGCAUCUUCGACCACCUCUACACCAGAACGAAAACGUUGAAACCAUCGUUGUGCGGUGGAAAUGGAAACUGUAUCGGGUCAAUAAACUGCACAAAUUUUAUUGGCGGAUUGAGAUGCAUUUUUGCCUUUAUCGUAGUAGUACUGUAAAAUAUGCCGUAUUUUCUCUUUAUAUUGCUCCAUGUUUUCGACGCCAUAACUCACGAACGACUUAAAAGAAACGACAAUCAAUCAAACACGUGUUAGCGCGUGAAAUGAGCUUUCUAAAAAGGUAUAGCAUAACCCGAUGCAAUGAAUAAAACUAGAACAACGCGCUUUCAGCGCCAACUACUGAAAAUACCGCAAGACUUUUUUGACAACCUAAUGUAAUAACUUUAGAAUAAGAGCCACAGAUGUUUAUAUGUUUUGUUGUGAGUGAAUAUCGUUGUAUAAACCUAUAAUACCAUGUUCAGACCGACACUUAAUCACACGAUUUCGGCUGUUGAAUAGAUUAUCCCACUAAUCUUAAAAAUUUAUCAAGAUUUCGCCAUACAAAAAUUACAGUUCCAAAUCACUUCAUUGAAAUGAUUUGAAACUGAUCCACGCAAAAUCUCUCUGUGCGACUCUGAUUUUGCGCCAUCUAUUUGCCAGCAUUGGAAAUCUGUUACAUUAUCACAGCUGAUUUAGAUACUGCAAAGAGGAAAAAAUGUAAACAAACAAAUUUUUUUAAAGCAAUGAAUCUAAUUUCACCUGAAAAACGACUUAACAAAUGAAAAAAUGCGUCCACUAUUUCUAUUAUAUGGAAAAUAUUUGAAAAAAGACGGCUUUUAUUUCAAAAUCUAUAUGACAAUCUUUUCUUUUGAUAAAUAUUAAGCGACGUGACUUCAUGAAUGACAAUAACAGCUGUUUUUUGAUCUUUCUAACGGCAGUGGGAACACUGUUGGGUUAUGAAAUGCUUAAAUGUAAUCUAAUCUUUAAAAUUUUCGGUCUGGACAGUGCAUGCAGAGAGGAGAUUCCACAUGCUUGAAUUUGUACAAAUAGCUUCUGAAGCAGCCGUGGCCAGAUAGAAACUGCGUGAGGUAUUAGUCCAUCUCCCCAUUAUAUUGGCUAGGUGACAUGUUAGCCCUCAUAUCACGGACUGAUAAGCAACGUUCUGCUGCUAUGCCUAUGGGGAGUCUUCCCGAUAUAACAUGGAAUGCAUCAUCCGACACUGUUCUGAAUGCACAGCAAGUUCUCAAUGACGCCAGUCUGUGAACCGAAACAACUCCUCUCAUAUAUGAGCUAUGUUUAAUAGCAGAUAUCCAAAUUGGCGCCGCGUAAAGAAUGAGGAGCUACUGACCCUUGUCAGCAGCUUUCUGACAAGUUGUCUGGGGCCUCGCAUAUUGGGCAUUAUUCUUGCUAUUGCCGACAUGGACCUCGCCGCUUUGGUGUGUGUGCCCAUUAGGUGCUGCUUAAACGAAAGUCUAUGAUCCAGGAUUACUCCAAGAUAUUUUAGGUGUGGACUGUACUUUAUGGUAUGUCCAUCAAUACAUAUCUCAUUUGUUUCCACCUUUUCUCGACUACUCAUCAAAACAACCUCCGUUUUGUGAGCAGCUAGUUGUAAGCCAGCGGUCUCGAGCCAUCUUUUAGUAUUGCUGAUGCUUUCAUUGCACUUGUUCCUCGCCUCGUCCAGAGUUUUCGCUACUACUACGACCGCAAUGUCGUCCGCAUAACCUACUAUGUUUACCGCAUCUGGCAUCGUGACUCUCAGAACACCAUUAUACAUCACGUUCCAGGGUACUCGGCCGAGAACUGACCCUUGCGGAACACCGCCUGUAACUUUAUAUGAUUCAGGUCCAAAGUAGCUUGCCACAAUUCGGAUAAGGUAGUCCGGAACCUUUAACUCUGGCAGAGCUUUAAUGAUUAGAGUCCAGUUCGCUGAGUUGAAGGCGUUUUUGAUACCCAGGGUAAUCACAACAUAGUAUUUUUUCACCCCAGCGCCAUCUACUCCCUUCCAAUGCUGUUCCUGCUAUUUUGGUAACUGCAUUUAUUGCAUCCACUGUGCUUCGUCCUUUCCUGAAACCGAAUUGCAUUGGAUUCAAUCCAGCGUCUCUUUCCUAUUCGAGCAUUUCCGUAACACAGACUUUUGUUUUCCAGCGUUUUAAUACGCUUUUGGGUGCGAAAACACUUGAGUUUUGCUUAUUCUGUAUAUUGAUAUCAAAAAUUAUAGCUUGGUGAUCACUAUGUGCAUACACGUCCCAAAAUCUCCAUGAGGUUUGGGUUGCAAUCGACGAGCUUACGAAGGUGAGGUCAAUAUACAAUGACGCUCUUCCUUUGAUAAAAGUUGGCUUGUAUCCGUUGUUAAGGAGUACAAGAUCAAGAUUUGCAAGUGAUGACAGUAGGGCUGUACCCCUCGCGUUUGUGAUCAUACUCCCCCAUUCAACCACCCAUGCAUUAAAGUCACCAGGAUUGACUAGCGGUGUCUUUCCUCUUGCGCGCGAUGGGAGCCUAAAGAGCAUAUCCUGGAAUUCAAAAAGGGAUAGCAACUGUAAAACGGCGUAGUAAGUGUAAAAAUGUAUGCCAUUUAUCUUUGCGUACACGAAGCCCUUUUCUUUAAUGGUCUGAGUAUUGUUAAAGGUCCAUAUCGCAGAUUUCGAGUCUUUUUCCUCGACCCAGUUAUUAUCAUUUUUUGGGGUCUUAUAUGGUUCACUAAGUAAUAGUACGUCUGUGUUAAGGUUCAAGGCGGUUUUCGUCAGCAAUGCUUGGGCUGCCGAACAAUGGUUUAGAUUUAACUGAAGACACCUCAUCAUUGCGGUUUUGCAGCAGCCUUUUUAUAAGCUGGGCAGCUAAAACUACCAGUCGGGUCCUUAUUUGUCCCUUGUGGGCAUAAGAGACAUAAUGGCUCCUUUGCGGCAUGCCCAUUUUCUCCACAUCUAUAGCAAGAGCCGGUGAGAUCUCUGCUGCUGAGAUCUCUGAGUUUUUUUGAUGUUGCCAAAGGGACACUGAUAAUGGCAAAUUGAGUUUCCUCUUUAAGCCGUCGCAUAGAUUUGAUGGCACUACGUUCUACAUUCUCUUACAUACAUACUUCCUCGGCUGUCGUUGCUCAUCUAAAUCUCUAAUGACUAGCGUAGCUGCUUGUGCCAGAACUUCUGCCAUUAGGACCUCUACUGCGCGUUCUUUGAGUAUUUAAGAGAGCUCCUUCGUUUUUGCUUUAAGUUUUAAGAGAAGUUCACCUUUCGCUAUUCUCCUUGCUUUGCUCAAGCUGUCACCGAGGUCUUGAUCUAGGGUCUGAUUUUAUUUUCUUUAGCAUUUCAGCGUAAGACAUCUCACUGGCCUUCGAAAUCACCAGGGCUGCUGUGCACUUCAGUUUCCGUUUUGGGAUCAUUGGUUCAGUUUUUUUCAAUUCCGGUUUAUUACGCUUGUUUUUCACCAGUUGCCAUUCAGGUGCCUGAUUUUCCGGGUGAGGGGCUACACUGUCAGGUAUUUUCGUUUGUUGACUGUGGUAAUCAUUUCGUCUCUUACUCUUUGAGGUUUCUUUCUCGUUAUCAAGUUUGCUCUUCGUUUGCAUCGCAAGCACAAGCCACGGCGAAGUUUGGGACGUGUUUUCCCUCCUUUCACAGGGGUUUGGAUUGGUAGCACGCUCAGAGGCAGCUAGCUCAUAUAGUGAGGUUAUCCGUCCUAUUGUGUCCCUCAUGGUUUGGUGGAUAGACCGUCUCUUUCCAUCCUCAAGCAUAGUAACCAGACUGCCAAUAUGUUCGCCGAGUUGAUAGAAGGCUAGCAUAUUUCCUCCAGUAAUGGGUUUCCUUGCCAUAGGAGUUACAUUUUGCUGCUUGUCUUGUUCAACACCCGCUGCUGUGCUGCUUUCAUGAUUGGUAUGUAGUGGCGGUGUUCGCAUUACAUUUGAGCUUCGCCUAAAGGCCAUGUUUAUGGCGAAACGAUAUCAUACAGAUCGAACGCACAUGUGUGUCGGGUAUGUAUUGUAUUACGAAUGUCACAUUUGGUACGGUUUGCCUACUAAUAUUCUACUCCUUACAAGUAAGGAAGGGCUAAGUUCGGAUGCAACCGAAAAUUUCAUACUCUUGUAUUUGCAGGAAUCAAAGCCAAGGAAAUAUCUUAAGGUAAGGUAAAAUGUCAACCAGAGAACUGGUUGAUCUGAUCUAAGCAAUCAUAUAUAUCCAUGCACUCUAUAUAACUCGUACAGGCAUAUUCGGCGUAAUGUUUAUUAAACAACGUUUAAUAAUGAUUAAACAAUCAUUAUAAGUAAUAUAUGGGAGUUGGGAAAGUAUAGACUCGAUUUUAUCCAUUAAUUAUUAUCAUGCCACAUACUAAAAAAUAUUUACUGGGUUUCAUAAAGGUACCUUAUACCAUGUCCAGACCGACACUUAAUCACACGACUUCAGCUGUUGAGUGGUUUAUCCCACUAAUCCUAUAAAUUUAUCAAGAUUUCGCUAUACAAAAAUGACAGUUCAAAAUCACUUUAUCGAAAUGAUUUGAAACUGAUCCACGUAAAUCUCUCUGUGUGACUCUGAUUUUGUGCCAUCUACUUUUCAGCAUUGAAAAUCUGUUGCCUUAUUACAGCUGAUUUAGAUACUACAAAGGGAAAAAAUGUAAACAAACAUUUUUUUUAAGCAAUGAAUCUAAUUUCACAUGAAAAUUUACUUCCCAAUUUAAAAAAAUACGUCCAAUUUUUCCACUAUAUGGAAAGAUUUAAAGGAAUACGGCUUUUAUUACAAAAUACUACAUGACAAUGUUUUCUUUUGAUAAAUAUUAAGCGAUGUGAAUUCUGGAAUGGCAAAAACAGCUGUUUUUUCAUCUUUCCAACGGCAGUGAGCCGGGUGAGCGGGCUGAUUAGUGAAUGUAGUUAAAUGUAAUCUAAUCCCUUUAAAUUUUUGGUCUGAACAUGGUAUUAUGUACACUCACUAAUCUCAUGUAGUAAAACCAGCCGGACUUACGAAAAUCCAAAUAUUAGUUAUAUACUAUAAUGAUGUUUUAUUGAGAUAAUUCAAUAUCCAGAAUAAAGUCACCAGGAAGUUCGAAAAUCUUUCUAUUAGGUAUGUGGGGCUCAGGGAAGUAUUGACCCGAUUCAAUCCAUUUUUGAUACACAGAGAUGCUAUUGCCAGAAAAGUAUUUUCUCUGAAUUUCAAAUAUAUAUAUGUAUACAUUGAAAGAUCAAAGGGACAAAAGACAACAAUAUAUACUGGAGUCCACAUUUUCGGUAUUUGAGGGCUUGAACAUUUCUGAUUGGAUUUAAGAAAUUUUUAGUUACAAAGGUGUCAUACUUUUAAAGAAUUAUUAGCGCAAAAUUCUAUCCUCUGGUACUAAUUAUGUCGUGAUUUGUACACUGAAAAGUGAAAGAAACAAAUGGAAUUAAAAUUAUGUUAUAUGGGAAGUAUGCGUGAUUGUAAUACAAUUUCGAGAAGAAUGCAACGUAUUGUAUAACCUUUUCAUACCAUUUCGGAAGCAAAAUUUAAAGUAUCUGGCAUAAUUAACGGGUGAUUUUUUUGAGGUUAGGAUUUUCAUGCAUUAGUAUUUGACAGAUCACGUGGGAUUUCAGACAUGGUGUCAAAGAGAAAGAUGCUCAGUAUGCUUUGACAUUUCAUCAUGAAUAGACUUACUAACGAGCAACGCUUGCAAAUCAUUGAAUUUUAUUACCAAAAUCAGUGUUCGGUUCGAAAUGUGUUUCGCGCUUUUUUAUCGACAAAUUUUGUUCAGCGAUGAGGCUCAUUUCUGGUUGAAUGGCUACGUAAAUAAGCAAAAUUGCCGCAUUUGGGGUGAAGAGCAACCAGAAGCCGUUCAAGAACUGCCCAUGCAUCCCGAAAAAUGCACUGUUUGGUGUGGUUUGUACGCUGGUGGAAUCAUUGGACCGUAUUUUUUCAAAGAUGCUGUUGGACGCAACGUUACGGUGAAUGGCGAUCGCUAUCGUUCGAUGCUAACAAACUUUUUGUUGCCAAAAAUGGAAGAACUGAACUUGGUUGACAUGUGGUUUCAACAAGAUGGCGCUACAUGCCACACAGCUCGCGAUUCUAUGGCCAUUUUGAGGGAAAACUUCGGACAACAAUUCAUCUCAAGAAAUGGACCCGUAAGUUGGCCACCAAGAUCAUGCGAUUUAACGCCUUUAGACUAUUUUUUGUGGGGCUACGUCAAGUCUAAAGUCUACAGAAAUAAGCCAGCAACUAUUCCAGCUUUGGAAGACAACAUUUCCGAAGAAAUUCGGGCUAUUCCGGCCGAAAUGCUCGAAAAAGUUGCCCAAAAUUGGACUUUCCGAAUGGACCACCUAAGACGCAGCCGCGGUCAACAUUUAAAUGAAAUUAUCUUCAAAAAGUAAAUGUCAUGAACCAAUCUAACGUUUCAAAUAAAGAACCGAUGAGAUUUUGCAAAUUUUAUGCGUUCUUUUUUAAAAAAAAGUUAUCAAGCUCUUAAAAAAUCAUAUUUAGUUGUUGAUUUAUUUCACGUUCAAUAGCUUAGAACAGUACCGUUAUAUGAGACGUGACUGGGCUUAUCUUCCGAUUUCAUCCAUUUUCACACUGUCAGUAGGAGUUCUUGUAAUAUUUGCGCUGAGCAA
Molecule: messenger RNA, 11349 nt
Organism: Bactrocera dorsalis (oriental fruit fly)
Lineage: Eukaryota; Metazoa; Arthropoda; Insecta; Diptera; Tephritidae
Product: piggyBac transposable element-derived protein 3-like
Exons: 3
Coding region: 493-1707 (404 amino acids)
Molecular function (GO): sequence-specific DNA binding
Source: RefSeq, a predicted model, not a curated record